CCGUUAAUUUCGCAUAUCAUAAAUUCUCGAAGCUUUCAGAAUCUGUGAAACACAAAAACUAGGGUUUCGUAUUUGCAGAAUUGCAGUGUAAUCUUUCUUUCUCCAUCAGAAAAACAAAGAGACGAUGAUUUACGACGUGAACUCUCCUCUUUUCCGAUCCUUCCUCAGCCAGAAGGGUGGCUCCUCCGAUAAGAGGAAAAACGAGGAGCAGAAGCCAAAAGAACAGAGAUUCAAAGCCAACGAGAACAAGCCAGUUAUGACAGAGUGAUAAACAGCAAUGCUCCAUUAGAAUGAAUAGCAUGUUAGUUUGUUAUUUUACGGGUGCUAUGAAAUGGAAGAUAUUUUUGAUUGUUUUCUAAUAUAUAUGUUGUGGUGACUUUAGAGCUUGUUAUUGUAAUGGUUUGAUUUUGAUUAUGGUUGCAUAAACCUGUGUUGAACAUAUAUUGACUUUAUGCAAUGAAAGUACCCGAUUAGAAGUUUUGCUUGAAA
Medicago truncatula (barrel medic) is the source of this 489-nucleotide messenger RNA. RefSeq names its product wound-induced basic protein. The record is from RefSeq and is a predicted model, not a curated record. Bases 125 to 268 code for a protein of 47 amino acids. The transcript is spliced from 2 exons. NCBI's taxonomy places the organism in Eukaryota, Viridiplantae, Streptophyta, Magnoliopsida, Fabales, Fabaceae.